Molecule: messenger RNA, 2271 nt
Organism: Lolium rigidum
Lineage: Eukaryota; Viridiplantae; Streptophyta; Magnoliopsida; Poales; Poaceae
Product: WRKY transcription factor SUSIBA2
Exons: 6
Coding region: 16-1848 (610 amino acids)
Biological process (GO): regulation of DNA-templated transcription
Molecular function (GO): sequence-specific DNA binding; DNA-binding transcription factor activity
Source: RefSeq, a predicted model, not a curated record
CGGACCUCCGCUCCGAUGGCCGAUUCGCCAAACCCUAGCUCCGGCGACCUCCCCGCGCCCGCGCCCGAGAUGCCGUACCCCGCGGAUCGGCGCGUCGCCGCGCUCGCCGGCGCCGGCGCCAGGUACAAGGCCAUGUCCCCCGCGCGCCUGCCGAUCUCGCGCGAGCCCUGCCUCACCAUCCCCGCCGGGUUCAGCCCCUCCGCCCUCCUCGACUCCCCCGUGCUCCUCACCAACUUCAAGGUUGAACCCUCACCGACGACUGGUUCUCUGGGCAUGGCUGCAAUUAUGCACAAGAUCGCUCAUCCAGACAUACCACCUUCACCACGGGAUAAAUCUGUUCGUACUGCCCAUGCAGAUGGGGGUUCUAGGGAUUUUGAAUUCAAGCCUCAUCUCAAUUCGUCUUCUCAGUCACUGCCUCCUGUUAUGAGUGAUUCAAAAAACCAUGAGCCUUCUAUGCAAAAUCAAAGCAUGAAUCCCAGCUCAUCAUCUAGCAAUAUGGUGACUGACAACAGACCUCCCUGUUCACGUGAGUCAACUCUUACAGUGAAUGUUUCAAGUGCUCCUAACCAACCUGUUGGAAUGGUUGGUCUGUCUGACAGUCCUGCUGAAGUUGGUACACCUGAGUUGCACCAAAUGAAUGGCUCUGAGAAUGCCAUGCAAGAACCGCAGUCUGAAAAUGUAGCUGAAAAAUCGGCAGAGGAUGGCUACAACUGGCGCAAAUAUGGACAGAAGCAUGUCAAGGGAAGUGAAAACCCUAGAAGUUAUUACAAGUGCACACAUCCUAAUUGUGAAGUAAAAAAGCUACUGGAGCGUGCCGUUGAUGGUCUCAUCACCGAAGUUGUCUAUAAGGGGCGUCACAAUCAUCCUAAACCCCAGCCCAAUAGGAGGUUAGCUGGUGGUGCCGUUCCUUCGAACCAGGGUGAAGAACGAAAUGAUGGUGCAGCAACCGCUGAUGAUAAAUCUUCAAAUGCUCUUAGCAACCUUGCUAAUCAAGUACAGUCAGCUGGUAUGCUUGAGCUUGUUCCAGCUUCAGUUAGUGAUGAUGACAUCGAUGCUGGAGUUGGAAGACCCUACCCCGUGGAUGAUGCUGCCGAGGAAGAGGAUUUAGAGUCGAAACGCAGGAAAAUGGAGUCGGCUGGUAUUGAUGCUGCUCUGAUGGGUAAACCCAACCGCGAGCCUCGUGUUGUUGUUCAAACUGUAAGUGAGGUUGACAUCUUGGAUGAUGGGUAUCGUUGGCGCAAAUAUGGACAGAAAGUUGUCAAAGGAAACCCCAAUCCACGGAGUUACUACAAAUGCACAAGCACAGGAUGCCCUGUCAGAAAGCAUGUUGAGAGAGCAUCGCAUGAUCCUAAAUCAGUGAUAACAACAUAUGAAGGAAAACAUAAUCAUGAAGUUCCUGCUGCCAGGAAUGCCACCCAUGAGAUGUCCACACCUCCCAUGAAGAAUGCCGUGCAUCAGAUUAAUGGCAAUAUGCCGAGCAUUGGUGGCAUGAUGAGAGCAUGUGAACCCAGGAACUUCACCAACCACUAUUCUCAAGCGCCUGAAACCAACACCGUGAGUCUUGACCUUGGUGUUGGAAUUAGCCCGAACCACAGUGAGACCACGAACCAAAUGCAAUCUUCCGUUCCUGAUCAGAUGCAGUAUCAAAUGCAACCCAUGGCUUCAAUGUACGCUAACAUGAGGCACCAAUCAAUGGCAAUGCCAACGGUACAAGGAAAUGCAGCUGGCCGAAUGUAUGGUUCCAGAGAAGAAAAAGCUAAUGAAGGGUUUACUUUCAAAGCCACACCGAUGGACCAUUCAGCUAACUUAUGCUACAGCAGUGCUGGGAAUUUAGUCAUGGGUCCUUGAGACUUUGAGAGUGUCUACCAAUGCCUAUAGCUCCAAGAAUCAUAUAUUACCAAAAAUGCUUUUGUAACGACAAUCUCCUCAGCAAGAUUCUCAAUUGUGUAUCAUCUACAAAUCAGUUCAGACGGAGGCAAGUAAGCUAUACCUGGGGCGCACUGCAGCUAUACAUGGGUCUCUCAAUGCGGGAAAGACCUCUGUUGUAUGUAGCGUUGCAGCCCUACAUUCCUUGUACAGUGAACCAGUUAUGAUUAAUUAGAUUAUAAGAAUUUGGUUCCUGAACCGUCCUAUCUUCUGUACUUGAAUAUUGAUAGAAUAUAGAUUCUGUUAAUUUUCUUUACCUUUUAUGACAAAUUUAUAUCUCUAAUGGAUGUGAACUAUGAAGAAUGCCAUUGCCAUAAGAUGACAUAUGCAUAUGUCAUUGCCAUA